AUGCUCAAGCUGCUGUUCUGUCGGCUCCUGAGCGGACAGGCGGCCGAAGCCGUCACAGCGGAGCAGGGCCUCAUCGAGAGCUGCCAUGAAGAAGGUGGACACUGCCUGCAGGGCUCUCGCGUGUCGCAGCGCCCGGAGCUGUCGCCGGUGUCCAAGGUAACGGUGGUGUUGAAUCACUGGCAGCGCCCGGCAGCCAAUCUCCAAGGGCAGCUGAGAGCUUCCACCGCCUCCGCCGCAGUGCUGGAAGUCUGGGUUUGCCUUUUCGGUUCCUCCCAAGCGGAGGAGUACCAGGCUGUGGUGGAGGACUUCCGGUCAGAAGGCACCGAAGCGAAGGUGAAGCUCAUCCGGAGCGAGGUGGACUUCGGGGUCUACGGCCGCUUCUUCCUGGCGGCCUUCGCGAAGACGAAGUAUGUCUAUGUGGUGGAUGAUGACGUGGCCUUUCCCGUGACCGCGGUGGACCAAUACUUGCGGCACAUGCAGAAGCAGCCAGGAGUUUGGGGCCAUGCAGGCCACGUGCGCAGCACCAAGCCCGACUCGGCGAGGUGGAUCGACCGCCCAAAGAAGCCCACGGUUGUGGACUAUGCCAACGCCGCAUGGUUUCUCGAGGUUGACUGGAUCACGGGCGCCUUCUUGCGGGAGAAAGCCUUUUCUUUCCUGACUGGGGAGGAUAUGCACCUGAGCUAUAUGGUCAAGAAGAUUCUAGGACUGGAAACACGGGUGGUUGGAUGGCGCCGAGACAAGCACCCUUUCAGCCGCUACCGCCUGGGCAUGGUUGACCAGACCACCUUGACGGCGCCCAUAUUUUCCUUCAGAUCCUUCCUCGUGCGCGCGCAGAUGGGGAGAGGUCCAGUGAUGAGGCGCAGUCCCAUCGACACUUUGGCGUAUGUGGACACCCCGCAAGAGGCCCAGACCCUGUGCUGUGAGGACCGUUGUGGAGCCCAACCUGGCUGCACCAUGCUGCUCUUCUCAGGCCUGCAAGACCGCCGAGGUUUGCAAGACAUGGAGGCGGUCGGCCGGGCGCUGUGUCCAGGCUUUACGCCCUACGAGAUGUGUGGGGAGGUGUGUGCGGAGAUGGGCUUCGCCGGAGUGAGCUCGCUGAACCUGCGCGCCUCGGAUGUGGCUGGUUGUGACCUGGUGCCAUCCCGCUGGUGGCUUUCUGUCUAA
Messenger RNA from Effrenium voratum, 1164 nucleotides. NCBI's taxonomy places the organism in Eukaryota, Dinophyceae, Suessiales, Symbiodiniaceae. The record is from the annotation of a GenBank genome assembly.